Molecule: messenger RNA, 816 nt
Organism: Saprolegnia diclina VS20
Lineage: Eukaryota; Oomycota; Saprolegniomycetes; Saprolegniales; Saprolegniaceae
Product: ATP-binding cassette, subfamily C (CFTR/MRP), member 5
Exons: 1
Biological process (GO): transmembrane transport
Cellular component (GO): membrane
Molecular function (GO): ATP hydrolysis activity; ATP binding; ATPase-coupled transmembrane transporter activity
Source: RefSeq, a predicted model, not a curated record
AGCCUCAAGUUUGAGAACGUCAGCUUCCGCUACAAGCCCAACGACCCGCUCGUGCUCAAGGACCUCAACUUUGACAUUCGGUCGGGCGAGAAGAUUGGCAUCGUCGGGCGCACGGGCGCCGGCAAGAGCAGUUUGACCAUGGCGCUCUUCCGCAUCAACGAGAUUGCGUCCGGCCACAUGUACAUGGACGGCGUCGACACCAAGAGCGUCGGCCUCAAGACGCUGCGCGAGAGCAUGGCGAUCAUUCCGCAAAACCCGAUCUUGUUCAAGGGCACGCUGCGCAACUACUUGGACCCGUUCGACGACUACUCGGACGACCAGCUCUGGGACGCGCUCACAAAAGUGCGCAUGCAGACGCGCGUCUCGACCGAAGAGCUCAAGCUCGAGAGUCCGAUCGAAGAGAACGGCGAAAACUACUCGGUCGGCGAGCGCCAAAUGCUGUGCAUGGCGCGCGCGCUCCUCCGCCAGAGCAAGAUUGUGGUCAUGGACGAAGCGACGGCCGCGAUCGACCACGAGACGGACCAGAAUUUGCAGCAGGUGAUCCGGACUGCGUUCGCCAACUCGACCGUCCUCACGGUGGCCCAUCGUCUCGACACGGUGCUCGACUGCGACCGCAUCAUGGUGUUUGACCAAGGCCGCUGCGUGCAGUGCGACACGCCGCAGUCGCUCAUCGACGCCGGCGAAGGCAUCUUCUUUGAACUCUGCGACGAAGGCGGGUACCUCGACCGGAUCACGUCGCCCACGACGCCAUCGACGGCCGAGUAGAAGCUAGUGUAGUCGAUGUCGAUACGGAAUGAAGGACGAUAGAUGACGUUU